UGGGUUUUCAGAAGGAUUACCGCGGCGGGCUGGCUGGAGGAACGAAUCACACCGUCGCCGCCGUCGGUCGGUCGGGUUUUUCCAGCUGCGGUGAGGAGCAGCGAGAGAGAGGAGCCGUGAUGGCAUGUGUUGCACCGGAUAACUUUACCCUGGAGGACAACAAAGAUCCAGUUUGAGUCCUGAGAUUAUGUCCGGAGCUUGUUGUUGUGCUGCUGUGGAGAAAAGUUUACCAGGAGUAGGGAUACUCUUAUAAUAUGGCGGAGCGCAGCGCUUGCGAUGCCAACAUCCUCAGCAUCCCGGUGCCCAUGCGCCGCGGUGGCUCCGAGUCCAACCUGGACGUGGUGGACAGCGUUGGGAUCGAUGGAGUGGGCCUGGAUUUCACCAAGGGAGCGCUGGGUAUCGACAGCCUGCAGCAGAAGAUCCUCAAGGUGACGGAGCAGAUUAAGGUGGAGCAGACGGCUCGGGACCAGAACGUCGCAGAGUACUUGAAGCUGGUGAACAACGCCGACAAGCAGCAGGUGUCACGAAUACGCCAGGUGUUUGAGAAGAAGAACCAGAAGUCGGCGCACACCAUCGCUCGGCUGCAGAGGAAGCUGGAGCAGUACCACCGCCGUGUGAAGGACGGCGAGGCCAACGGGAAACAAGGCCACAAGGAUGGCAACAGCAAGGAGUCUGGCACCCACAGUAAAGAGGGAAGCCUGCGGGACGUGAGCGCCACCGGGCGGCACCCGGCGUUGGAUAAAGUGAAGACAAUCGGGCCUGGUGUGUCGCUAUCGCCACCGUUCUUCUUCAACAAGUCGCGGGAGUUCGCCAACCUCAUCAGGAACAAGUUUGGCAGCGCCGACAACAUCGCCCACCUCAAGAGCUCCAUGGAGUCAGGGUCAGGGCUGCAGGUGGACAGCGCGUCGAGGGGUCUGAGCGGGAGCGCCACCACAGUAGCCAAGGCGAGUAAGUACCAGAGCGACGACGAGUGCUCCACGGGAACGUCUGUGUCUGCCGACUCGAACGGGAACCUGGGCGGUGGCUCGGGGGCGGGGUCUGGAGGUCCGGGGAGAUCUGACUCCAACGGGCGUCUGGGGGAGGUGCUGGACAUGGUGCGGGAGAUCAGGGAGGCUCAGUCACAGCUGGCCGAGGACAUGGAGACUCUGAACACGCAGUUCAAACGAGACUACAGCUACUUUUCUCAGAUGAUGCAGGAGGAGAGAUACAGGUAUGAGCGGUUGGAGGACCAGUUAAAUGACCUGACGGAGCUCCACCAGCAUGAGACCAGUAACCUGAAGCAGGAACUGGCCAGUAUUGAGGAGAAGGUGGCCUACCAGGCCUACGAGAGGGCCAGGGACAUACAGGAGGUGCUGGAGUCGUGCCAGACUCGUGUGUCUAAGCUGGAGCUCCAGCAGCAGCAGCAACAAACGGUUCAGGUGGAAAACACUGACGCCAAGGUGCUGCUGGGGAAAUGCAUCAACAUCAUGCUCGCCAUCGUCACCGUGAUCCUGGUGUGCGUUUCCACGGCGGCCAAGUUCACCGCCCCGCUGCUGCGUAGCCGCCUCCACCUGGCGCUCACCUGCGUGGGCGUGUCCGUGUUAGCGCUGCUGUGGAAGAACUGGGAACAUUUGCAGUGCGCUUUGGAGCGACUGCUCCUCCCGCACUGAUCUGGGGAGGAGACCAGAAAACUUAACCACAGACCCCCGUGGGUCCAGGUCUCCGUGAGGUGCGUCGUCAUGGCAACACAAAAACUGGGGGAGGAGUUUACAUGUAGCCUUAUACCAGCCCUAGUUCCCCAUUGAUUUUAGGCUCCACGGUGACUUUGCAUGUGUAAAUGGGGUUGACACAAAGCCUUUCCCAGAAUGCACCUCCACUGUAAUUCCAACACACAGAUGUAAGCUGAUAUAACUGUGACAAAGAUCGACAACGUGCUGUCUACAAGGCUGAAGGUGCAAAACGCAUGAACUUUGCACAACGCUGACAUAAAAGUGCAUCACUACAGUCACUUAAAGAUGAACCAGCCUCAUCUGGUCAUCAGAAGAUUCUGUAUCGCAGCAACAACAGACACUAAUAUCUAAAUAUAGAGGAUUUCAUUGGUGCGUGGAAAUACAGCGAUUAUUUCCUGUCCUUUUAAAGGGAAGUGUAUCUGUUAUAGCACCACCUCACACCUCUAAACAAACACUCGCUGGCUGCGUGUGGCCAGUCGAGCAGUCUUGAACACCAGCCAGCUGUGACAAUACAAAGACACAUCACACCUGAAGGUUGAUUUGUACUGUGUACUGAACUGUAUUUAUGUCAUGUUUUUUUCUUGUCAGUGUCUCAUUCAAAAGGACAUUUUUUUUUUAAAAACUGUUGUUUUAAACUGUGGGUGUGUUUGUCUGAGUGUACGCCUGCUCGUGUGUGUCUACACUGUGUUUCACAUUUUGUGAAAUUAGAGAAGUUCGCUUUCUCGGAGAGAGUUUGGUGAGAAGAUCAACACCACUCAAAAUGAAACUAGAGCCAGGAGAGGAUUAGCUUACCGUGAAGAAUGGAGGCGGUGGAAACAGCUAGCCUGGCUCUAUCUGAAGGUUACAAAAUCCACCUACCAGCUCCUGUAAAGCUCACUAAUCAACACAUUUGAUAUUGUUUAAUCUGCUCAAAAAAACAUAAUGUAAAUACAACAAUUUGUGCUUUUAUGUGGGUUAUGUGCGGAUGGAUAGAAGCAUUAACUUUCUGUCACCUGUUGUUUUUACACAAUCAAAAAAUGUUAAAUGGUGAGUUUUUGAGGUGCUCGUAGGCUUGUUAUUUUAGCUUAGCAUAAAGACUGGAAACGGAAACUGGAAAACUAACUUCUAACUGAAGUUAGUAUAGCCAACUUCCCCCUGUUUCCAGUCUUUAUGCUAAGCAAAGCUAACUGGCUGCUGACUGUAUCUUCAUAUUUACUGUAUGGACAUAUUGAUCUUCUCAUCUAACUCUGCAAAGAAAGCUCAUAUUUCCCAAAAUGUCCAACUAUUCCUUUUUAAAGGAAAGCUUUGAAACUGCCUCCUGUCUUGUUGAUUUGAUGCUUUUGGGUUUUUUUCGUCAUGUAGAAAUCUGUUUUAUGUUUUUCGAAUUGCUUUACUCAGCUCCAAAGACUGCAGCUUUAGCAUCGACCAGCUAUCUAGCAUGUAAACUGUGAGGAAGGCCGACACGAUUAGAGAAAAGCUCUUUUUUUUUUUUAUUGAACUGCCUUUUUUUACAGAACAAAUUGAUUUUUGUGUGAAGUCUGUGAUGUUGUGCUACGUUCAAGUCCUGUGGGAGUAACAACAGCAACACGGUUCAAAGCCCUGACUUUAAAGGAUUCCCUCCUGUUGAAACUUGUUUUUUAAGCCACGUAGUGAUUCCUGUUACUACAUUACAAUUACUCAUAAUAAUUCCUGUCAGCCUUUUCACUUGACAGCUGGGAAGUGACUCAUUUGAGAUGAAACUAGCACACAAAGUCCUGCCCUGCCAUCAUAUAUUAAGACUUAUGAAUUGGAGGAUGAAGGUGGUUUUACUUGAAAUAAGUAUGUCUGUUCUUGCACUAAAAUAUUGAAAUGUCAGUAGCCUAGAAAAAAAAUCCCAAACAGGAAAACUUCCAGAAGUGGUAAUAUCAACACCUUAUUUUUCCCACGUGACAUGAAUGCAGCAUUACAGAAAGGACAGAGGAAACUGAACAAUGUAGCUCCGUGCUCCCUAACCCUGUAUUAUCACUGUGAUGAUGAGGGGGAUGAAAUGGGACUGAUGCCUUUUCAAUGCAGCUUAUUUUCUUUGUAUUCUGUUUGCAUCCCUUCAAAAGCCAAAUAUGGAGAUUUUUAAGGCACAAAGGCCUUUCCAAGUGACACGGAAAAUACUAUUUUUUAUCUUUUUUUGUUUUCUUAGCAUCAUUCUUUGAUGUUUUUUUCUCCAUAUUGGCUCAAAAAACUAUUUUGCUCUUCAGGAGAGACGUGCACCUCCUCUCCAAAAGCUGUAUUUGUAACUCCAUAAUUCCAUAUUUUCACAUUUCUGUCUCCUAAAUGUGCAUUAGUUUCUGGUUAUGGGUUUCCAUAACGUUAUUUUUUUUUCAAAGAGAAAAUAAAUCUUUGUUUUUCCAAGA
This is a messenger RNA of Sebastes umbrosus (honeycomb rockfish), 4075 nucleotides long. RefSeq names its product transmembrane and coiled-coil domain family 3 (gene tmcc3). Lineage: Eukaryota; Metazoa; Chordata; Actinopteri; Perciformes; Sebastidae. Gene Ontology annotation, cellular component: endomembrane system. Bases 255 to 1649 code for a protein of 464 amino acids. The record is from RefSeq and is a predicted model, not a curated record. The transcript has 5 exons.